UUCUAAACGUAGCUUAGAGUUCGCCAUAAGCUUGGUGCGAAUGGCAGAGGGGCUCGGUGUACAAAUUUCGCCCGAAGUGCAAGCCGCACUCCGCGAGGGACGCCCAGUAGUGGCGCUAGAAAGCACGAUCAUUAGCCAUGGCAUGCCUUGGCCCGAUAACCUCAAGACGGCCCUUGAGGUGGAGGCCGUGGUCCGGGAAUCCGGGGCCGUGCCCGCCACGAUAGCUAUUAUCGCCGGCGUCCCACACAUCGGGAUGGAGCGCCAACAGCUGGAGCACAUCGCAAAGCGCGGUCUCGCGGUGCAGAAGGUCUCGCGCCGCGACCUGCCCGUCGUCCUCGCCAAGCGCCUCGAUGGCGCCACCACCGUCUCCGCCACAGCCGCGCUGGCCGCGCUGGCGGGGAUACACGUCUUCGUGACGGGCGGCAUCGGCGGCGUGCACCGCGGCGGCGAGGUGACCAUGGACGUGUCCGCCGACCUGGUAGAGCUAGGGCGCACGCCCAUCGCGGUCGUGUGCGCCGGCGCCAAAUCCAUCUUGGACAUCCCGCGCACGCUCGAGGUGCUGGAGACGUGGGGCGUGGCGGUGGCGGCGUACGGCACGGACGAGUUCCCCGCCUUCUUCACGCCGCGGAGCGGCUGCCGGGCGCCGGCACGAGUGGACACAGCCGCCGAGGCUGCCUCCAUGUUGGGCUGUGUGCGGCGGCUGGGCCUGGGCAGUGGCAUGCUGCUGGCAGUGCCCAUACCCGCGGCGGCGGCGGCGGAGGGCGAGGUGGUGGAGGCCGCCACCCGCGCCGCGCUGGCGGAGGCGGAGGCGCGCGGGGUCAAGGGCAACGAGGUGACGCCCUUCCUGCUGGAGCGGGUGCGGUCGCUGACGGGCGGCCGCUCGCUGGCAGCAAACAUCCUGCUGGUCAAGAACAACGCACGCGUGGGGGCGGCGGUGGCGGCGGCUUACGCCGAGCAGCAGCAGCAGCAGGGGGAGAGGGGGGCGGUGCCCGCGGGGCUGAGGAGCAAGCUAUGAAGAGGAGGAGAGGAGGGGAAAGGCGGUGUGAGUAGCCUUGGCUGCGAGGGAUUUGUGGCGUGCGUGGCGAGUCCAGUGCAUGGGAAUUCAGCAUGCACCCAAUCAAUGUAAUGCUGUUUCCUGUUUUGUUCAAAGAGGUUACAUAACUGCUGUGUUAGGCAGAAGCUCUCAACGGGUCAACUCGGCCGGCAUUUAGGUCGCGACCUGUGAAAUACCAGCCGUCGCUCGAAUUCGCUUUCAUGUACCGCACUUAAAUCUAGUAGAUGUCAUUUGAGCCUGAAUUUGAGCCUGAAUAGCCAAAUGGCUGCAUAGUCGGCGUGUCUGGGGGGACAACUGGAACGUCGGCACGCA
Chlamydomonas reinhardtii is the source of this 1366-nucleotide messenger RNA. RefSeq lists its product as uncharacterized. Gene Ontology annotation, molecular function: pseudouridylate synthase activity. Lineage: Eukaryota; Viridiplantae; Chlorophyta; Chlorophyceae; Chlamydomonadales; Chlamydomonadaceae. The transcript is spliced from 4 exons. The record is from RefSeq and is a predicted model, not a curated record. Bases 143 to 1015 code for a protein of 290 amino acids.